AUGGCUCCUCCCAGAAAGAGAGCUAGAUCUUCGCGACCUCGCAAGGAGGAUUCGCCCGUGGCACAGCAGUCUCUCAAUGCUCUUUCCGACUAUCGCACCUCUUGGCUGCUCAAGGGCGAGGACCAGGUUAUUGAGCUCAAGGUGAAGGGAGAGACGUUCCAGGUAGCCAAGAGCGUUCUCACGAAGACCUCGGAGUACUUCGAUGGCUGCCUCAACAGCCAGUUCGUCGAGGCCAAGAAGCGAGUGAUCGACUUUGGAGACGACGACGAUGAUAUCCAGCCCCGCUACCUGGGCCUCUACCUCGGCGUCGCUUAUAGUCACGUCUCCAUGGUCCCCCAUACGACUCCUCGCCCCGCGACCAACCCUGAGAUGACUGCGGCCAGAACUCCUCUCCGUGAGUGGGUUGAGGUCUACAAGCUUUGCGACCGCUUCAUCAGCACCAAGAUGGGCGACUACAUCGAGGAGUGCAUCGACGUCGCCAUUGGAGACGGACACCGCGCUCUCUUCCGCACCCACGGCGACGAAGCCAUCCAGCGCCUGCUCAUGCGAGACUUUGCCGCCGCGUACGAGGCCCUCUACCAGGAGAACGUUGCGCAGCGCGACAUGGGCAACCGCAUGGUCUCUUACUUUUGCGAGGCCGUCAGCUACGGCGUCUGGUCCAACAGCAUGACCACGGGCACCCUUGACGACCACCCCCGAUUCGUCGCCCACGUCUCCCGUGGCUUUGCGCUCAAGCUUCUUCAGCUUGAAGGUAGCCGCAAGCUCAAGCGCAAGGAGCUGUCUGGUCCUAGCGCUCAGGAUCCCUAA
This is a messenger RNA of Fusarium keratoplasticum, 807 nucleotides long. Its product is annotated as BTB domain-containing protein. The transcript has 2 exons. Lineage: Eukaryota; Fungi; Ascomycota; Sordariomycetes; Hypocreales; Nectriaceae. The record is from RefSeq and is a predicted model, not a curated record. Bases 1 to 807 code for a protein of 268 amino acids. Gene Ontology annotation, molecular function: protein binding.